Messenger RNA from Trematosphaeria pertusa, 2021 nucleotides. RefSeq lists its product as uncharacterized. The transcript has a single exon. The record is from RefSeq and is a predicted model, not a curated record. Bases 94 to 1848 code for a protein of 584 amino acids. Lineage: Eukaryota; Fungi; Ascomycota; Dothideomycetes; Pleosporales; Trematosphaeriaceae.
ACGGACUCUCACCACGACCACGAACGCCAGCCUCACAUUACCGCUACAACAAAGGUCGCUGCACUGUGCCCGCACAAUUAUCCGCCAAACGUAAUGCGCAAAUCGACCCCUUCUUCGUGCAACCCUUCACCAGCCGUCGCUUCCCAGCCUCUCCCAACCGCAAGCCACCCUCGACGAAGCAACCGCGCAGCACCCCGGCCCCGCCCUCUUCGGCCCACACGGACGAGACGCUUUGGAGACACUGUACAUGCAAACCGUCAAACAGUUCGUCGGGGAAUUGACAUUGCGGGCAAGGCACAACACUCUCUAGGAAGGCCGCCGCGUCGAAUCGGCGACGAAGCCUCAAUCUCGAGCGAGCCGGAACACGCGACACACCGGCCGAUCCAAGAUGGCUGGACGUGCGACCACGGAGCAGGCUGGGACACCGACCAUGUGGCAGACACCGCUUCUCCGAUAAGCCCCUCCUGCUAUCUGCCUCAUUUCUCGACGGCCGCGCCUGCAACCGACGCCGAAUACAUCCAAGAACUCUGGACAGCCGUGCGAGCUAUGAGUACCGGGUCAAGACAGACGAGGUCUCAGAAGGGGAAGAAGAAGGCCACCAACGAUGAAGAUGUCAACGCUGGAGAGAUUCCCGUCUCCGCACCGUCCACCGUCAUGCCCACACCCUCUACCACCGAGACGUUCGAAACCGCCGAGACCGCAUCUGCCAUAUCAAAGACGACCAGCCGCUCAAAGAGGAAGAAGCUGAAUACCAUGCCCGGCCCGCGCGACGUCCUAUUCGAAAGCGUCGUCAUGGCGCCCCACCACAUUGCUGUCAAUCCGAUCAAGACGGUGAGCAGUGGAGCACACAAAUAUUUCGGCACGGUUUGCGACACUGGCACAGACAGCGACAGCGAUGGCGACGGUGACACAGUUAUCGACACCGACUACAAGCGCCUCGAAGGUCUGGACCAUAUCAAGAUUUGGGUGGAUGCAAGCGAGGCGAAUUGCGAGGAAAUCACCGCCGAGUAUAAGGAGAUGGUGCGACAACGCUUGGUCGAAGCCGAGUUCGCGACGUUUGCGAAGGAGGAGCUGCUCAAAGGGGUACGCCGUGCUGAUCCUAUCAGGAAAGACGAACAAUUCCGCAUCCAACGCAUGGUCAACCCUUCGCUCCCGGUCAACGAUCCGUCCCACUGGCGAAAGCCGCCGUGUCUCGACGAGGCGGACAACGAAGUACACAACUGGAGAUGGGAUGUGCGUCCGGACUGCUCCUACUGGAUAUCGCUCCGAGGGUUCAAUGAAAAAUGGCAGUCUGAGGUACAGAACAUCACGUACGUGAAGGGCAACAUCACAUGCCCCUACUUCACCAUCGAGUUCAAGCGCGACGAUGACGAAGAGAAGACGGGUGCUGUUACGCCUGCGAUGAAGCAGGUCGCAGCGGCUGGAUCGAUCGCUUUGUACAACCGGUUCUUGCUCUGGCGCCGGGCACUUGCAGACAAUGACGUCGUCGAAGCCAGGAAAGCGAAAAGACCCGGCAAAGCCAAAGGCCAGUCCUGGAGCCCGACCCCCAUUGAUGAAGUCCGUCAUUUUGGGAUGACACUCGCCGGAAGCAGUUACACCGCCUGGGUGUUGAAGCCGCAGUGCAACGAGGGCGAGUGGGUGGGAUGCACUAUGGAGCGGCUGCAGACGGGGGACUGUUCCAGCUUAGCGGCCGAUACGGAGAAGCUCAUUCACUGGAUCAACGAGAUCCAUCGCUGGGGUUUGACGGUCCAUGGUCCAGCUUGCAAGAGGGAGAUCAAGAUAUGUUUGCGGGCCGCAAAGGUGCGGACAAGCGAUCUGUUCGACGGCGGCGAACGUGCAGAUGGCUGAGGUGGGCAUGGAGCGCGGUUGACGGUAGGUGGAGCUAGCGACCAAUGGUCCGCAGGCAUGUGUCCUGCGUUCCUUUCCUCCCAACCUCUCUAUCCCUUUGCUGAGUUGCGUUGUUGUCUUCGAGUUUGUGAAGCGUUUCGCUGCAUACAUCUCCGUCUAGUUUCAGAACCCAG